AUGGUGGCCGAAGCAAACAAGCAACUAAAAAUUCGCUACGAUGCGUACCUCGACCGACUACUGCUGAACGCGACUUGCCCAGAGGAUGACGAGGACGAUGACGUGAGUUCCCCCGUUGUGGUUUGUGAGUCGAUUUCGAAAGAUGCUUUCCGAAAGUGGGAAGAAAAACACGGAGGCGACCUAGGACGUUGGGAGUACGUUCCGUUGGAUGCCAAUUGUGGUCGCAUUGAAAUUGACAGUUUGACGACUGCUGUACACGCAGAAGCAGGAGGGUGUCUGUACUGGACGAUUCUGCGUCAAUUGCUAGAUAUCGGAGGUGUUGAUAUGGGCGACACAUUGAAAGAUCGGCCAUCCCAAACACAUGACGUGGGGGAUAGGCUUCAACGCGCAGAUCGAACGAUGAGCGGCAGGCAGUCGGCCAACACGUUUCCGAAUGUCAUCAUUGAAAUUUGCUACUUGAAUGGCUCGUGGAAUACACUCGUGGCAAAAUUGCAUCGUUGGAUCAGCCCAGAAACGACUGUUCAAGUUGCCAUUGGAGUCCAAGCGUGCAAGGUGCGCCGCCGUAUCAUUGUGAUUAUUCGAGGAGAUCCUCUGAUUGAGCAAGUAGUCGACUUUGAUGUCAAGUCACAUGCGGUUAUUCCACCAGCAACCUUUCCCUCGUUUCCCCUGCAUUUGAUUUAUCACAACGGCCCACUCCCAGCAGAAUUGGCUGGACACGCCAAUGACGAAAUCGUGCUCGAUUUGCUUACACUGCGGGUGCGAAUUGCCGAAGCGCUGGCCGAAAUGCUGGCUGCUGCUGCAGCAUUACCUGCCGCCCAGUAA
This is a messenger RNA of Aphanomyces astaci, 822 nucleotides long. RefSeq lists its product as hypothetical. NCBI's taxonomy places the organism in Eukaryota, Oomycota, Saprolegniomycetes, Saprolegniales, Verrucalvaceae. Bases 1 to 822 code for a protein of 273 amino acids. The record is from RefSeq and is a predicted model, not a curated record. The transcript has a single exon.